UGAGUUAGUUAUUAAAAAUGGGCCAUGAACAAGAUUUUGCAUUACGAUCGACUAGGUAUAAUAAACUAAUAAUCAACAUGGUAGCCUGCGUAGCAAGAUCGAAGAUCGGAAGAAAUCCCGGCAGGGAUAUAAAAUGAAGUGACUGAAAUUACAUUGACAUGUCUGGGAAACAUGACCUUCUGCAGGCUGGUGCAUUACAGGGAAGCAGUGAUAGCAAUGACAAUGAUAUGUAUUCAUAUGACGAGGAGUCGCCUAGAAAGCAACCGAGAGAUCUUUGUUGCUGUUCUUGCUUGCCAAAACGUUAUCUUGUUGCUAUCUUAAGUUUUUUUGGCUUUGUGAAUGUAUAUGCUUUACGUGUAAAUUUAAGUGUGGCUCUAGUGGCCAUGGUCUCAAACACCACAGGACAUUAUGAAAAUGGAACUGCAUAUGUUAUAAGUCCACCAGAAUUUGAUUGGGAUUCACGAUUGCGAGGUUUCAUUCUAAGUGCUUUCUUUUAUGGCUACAUUGUUACUCAAAUUCCAGGCGGCUGGCUUGCUGCGAAAUAUGGUGGUAAAAAUCUGUUUGGGUGUGGAAUCUUGAUGACAGCUUUAUUUACACUUAUAACACCACCAGCAGCAAGAACAAACGUUUAUCUAUUAGUUGUAAUACGAAUGUUUGAGGGUCUUUUUGAGGGAGUCACUUUCCCAUGUAUUCAUGCAAUAUGGAGAAAAUGGGCACCUCCAAUGGAGAGAAGCAAAUUGGCAACAAUUUCCUUUUCUGGUCCUUUCGCAGGGACUGUUCUUGGCAUGCCACUGUCAGGAUUGAUAGCUGAUAACUUUGGGUGGCCUUGGGUUUUUUAUAGUUUUGGUUUAAUGGCAAUCAUUUGGAGUUUCUUCUGGUUUAUGUUGAUCACCGAUUCACCGAAAGAUCAACCUAAAAUCUCACCUGAGGAAUUAGAAUAUAUCCAAUCCAGCUUGAGUGAUGAUAAGCCUGAUAGAGAGAUGGUAAAGACGCCAUGGAAAGACAUAUUCAAAUCCAUUCCUGUUUGGGCAAUUAUUGUAGCACACACCACUGAAAAUUGGGGCUGGUACACUCUUCUUACACAACUACCUACAUAUUUAAAACAAGUUUUGAAUUUCAGUCUGAAAGAGGCUGGUUUCAUAUCUGCGCUACCAUAUUUGGCAAUGGUCAUUGUGGUGCAGGCUGGUGGUAGGUUUGCGGAUUUCUUACGAGCCCAUCAGAUAAUGAGAACAACAGUUGUUAGAAAAGUUUUCAACUCUAUUGGCUUCUUUUCUCAAGCUGCGUUCCUAGUAGUCGUGGGAUACACUACAAGCAAAGAGUUCGCUAUCGUUGGCUUAACCUUAGCAGUUGGAUUGGGUGGGUUCACUUGGUCUGGAUUUCCUGUUAACCACUUAGAUAUCUCGCCUCGAUAUGCCAGCAUUUUAUUUGGUAUUAGUAAUUGUAUUGCUACCUUGCCAGGUAUAUUCAGUCCAAUGAUGGUUGGAUUUAUCACAGAGAAUGAGACACAAGAAGAAUGGAGAGUAGUGUUCUUAAUAUCAGCAUCUGUUUAUAUGUUCGGAUUAAUUUUCUACGCCAUAUUUGCUUCCGGUGAGAAACAGCCAUGGGCGGACGAUGAUACUUAUUUUGCGGACGAGACUCACGAGAUGGAUCAGCUUUUAUCACCGGAGGAGGGUGAAAAGUUCUGAUGAAAUCAUUAAAAAACGAGGGAGCAUUCAUGGGGUAUUAUAUUUUGACUAAUUUAUUAUAAAAGAUACUUAUUUUUAUAUUCCUUCUUGUUUAGCAACUGGUUAAUGUUUUCAGCCGAAUUAAUACACAAACUAUAAAAAAGGCAGAAACUUAUAUAUCUCCGUUUAUACAUUGUCAUAUCAUACAUAUAGUUUUUUUAGAAUCGUGACCGGUUCUUUUUAGUGUCUCGAAUUGAUAUUUUGUUUUAGUUUUCGUUAUAGUGAGAUUCGGCUUAAUAAUUGGUGCUAAGGCCAUGUUUACUUUUACGUUUUUUUUAUUGCAUGUUCGGUUUAGUUAGAUAAAAUUUCUGGUCCAAAUAUUUCGUGUACAAGGUUAAAAUUUCGUCGAAAUAUUACAAACACGAAUUUUGAACUUAGCAAUGCUUAUAGUUGUGUCAAGAUCUGGAUUCUGUGUUAUUUGAUUAGGUCAAAUUAAUGCUUAAACUGUUUUAAUUAUACUUGACGUCAGCAUAUUCUUUUUUUGAGUAUACAGAAAUGCAGGAAGGCAUUAUUAUGUCGCGUAUUUAUCAGGGUUGUCGCGCCUCGUCAAAACUCAUAAAUUUUUCUUAAUUUUGAGAGUAGUUUAAUAGCCUCCAAAAUUUGAUUUUUAACAACUUUUCCCUCAAUUUUCCUUUAUUUGGUUUUUUUUCUUCCAAAAUCCAUAGAAAUGCUACAUGGGCGCAAAAAUAAUUUUUCUCUAUAUUCCCAAUUUUUUUUGAGAAAACUAUUAAAAUGUCCCUAAUUUUUUUUUAAAAUGCAGUUUGCCGUCUAUAUAAAGAGUGGCAACUUUUAGGGAUAGUGACAGACAUCCUUUAAAUGGUCUUCUCUGUACGAUUAAGAUUUUAAAAUUUCAGAAAACUGUUUCAGGCAGUUAGUUUAUAAAAACAGGGUAACUCCCGUUGCAUUUGGCUAAGAUUUUAGUUAUAUAAACUAUUAAAACUAAAUUUAUUAUCGCUAGAGCUUUUUUACGAGCAUAAUACUUGUUGGGUUUCAAAUUUUAGACUCACUAAUUUUUGGCGAAUUUGGUUUUAAAAACAUUCUGCUACAUAAUAAUUGGUCACUAAUAGUUUGUUAAAUUCGCAAAAAAAUUAUUGUUUGCUAAUACUUUGUUAAUUCACCCUCUUCGUAACAAUGUGUAAUAAAAAUAUAUACACAAUUAUUUUAUUAUUGGGAUUAUAUAUAAUAUCUUUAUUAUGGCGUUGUUACCAGUAAUUCUAUUCAUUAUUGAUUGACCUUCUAAA
Messenger RNA from Hydractinia symbiolongicarpus, 2965 nucleotides. RefSeq names its product sialin-like. Gene Ontology annotation, molecular function: transmembrane transporter activity. Lineage: Eukaryota; Metazoa; Cnidaria; Hydrozoa; Anthoathecata; Hydractiniidae. The record is from RefSeq and is a predicted model, not a curated record. Bases 159 to 1685 code for a protein of 508 amino acids. Gene Ontology annotation, biological process: transmembrane transport; monoatomic anion transport. The transcript has 11 exons.